AUGUUAGAGUAUCGUUAAAAUAACAUUUAAGUGGUAGUAAGAGUAAAGCCAGAGUAGGGUUGUAUUAAGGUUGACGAGUGCGAUUCGACCGUAUUAUUGAUAUCGAACAAGCAAUAUCACUACGAUCAUGUGAUUCCUCCAAGUGCUUCAUAAUAGGAUGUCUUCACCUUGAUAGGAUAACCACUGAUCAACAAUGCUUUACAAGGGUACAAUGGGUGUGUCUUUGCUUAUGGCCAAACAGGCAGUGGCAAAACUCAUACAUUGAUCGGGAAUAAUGAUGGGUUGCUGCCUUAGUGUUUGCAGUACAUAUUUGCUUGUUCUAUUGAGGAUCCCAAUGUCAUCAUCAAGGGUUCAUAUUUAGAAAUCUACAAUGAGUAAAUAUUUGAUUUGCUCUCUUCCUCCUCGAAUUCAUUACAAAUACGAGAAGAUCCUAAGAAAGGCAUCUAUGUUGAAAAUUUGAAUGCAGCUGUGAUCUCAAAUUAUGAUGAAGCAAUAGCCUUAUUGAGAAAGGGCAAUUCGACCAGACACAUUGCAGCUACAAAAAUGAAUAGUGAAAGUUCAAGAAGUCACGCAGUAUUUUUAAUUCAAUAUUCUACUUCAAUUUAAUAAGAAAAAUGCGAAGUUCAUUUAUAUUCAAAAAUGUACUUUGUUGAUCUAGCUGGCUCAGAACGUCAGAAGACUGCACAAACUGAAGGGUAAAGAUUAAAGGAAACCCAAGCCAUUAAUAAAAGCCUGACUCAGCUCGGAUUGGUCAUUUAUGCAAUCGUAGAGAGAGAAAAAGGAAAUAAUAAAAUUCAUAUUCCCUUCAGAGAUUCCAAACUUACCACUCUAUUGAAGGAUUCCCUUGGAGGCAAUUCAAAGACAUUCAUGGUGGCUGCUGUCAAUCCAUUGCAUGAGGAGGAAAGCAUUUCGACUUUGAAAUUUGCAGAGAGGGUUAAACAAAUAAAAGUCAAGGCUCAUGUCAAUAAGGAGUAUUCAGGAGAAGAGAUUACCAAGCUGAAUCUCCAGAUCUCUUAACUGAAGGAAGAAUUAGCCAAAAAAACAAGGGAAUUAGAAAACGUAUAGCCAAGUGAUGCCUUGUAAUCUUAAUUGCAUAUGUAAUUUGAUGAGAUACAGAAAUUGCUUCAAUAGAUCCAUUAAAGUGCUAUGCAAAUGGAACUGGAAACUGUUGAGGGACAAUUGCAGGAGUAUGCUGAAAAGAAGAGCUAUAUCGUUUAGAUUUUGAAGUCUCUGAAUUUAUCAUUUAAAGAAGAGGAAACUACUAAUUACUAAACGUUGAAUGAGAAUAUUGAGUAUUAAAAUAAGUUGAAAAUACAGUUAUUACAAUAGGAAGAUGUUAUUUAUAAGUUGUAAAAAAAGAAAAAGGAGUUGGAAUAAAGCAUUAGUGAUCAAUAGUAGGCUCACAAGACUAUACUAGCUUCUACUUUGAGAGGAUUUGAAGAUCAAAUGAAAAUGAAAGAUUAUCUGUAUGAUUAGAUCAAAGAGGAUUUCGAUUAGAUGGAAGUCUCUAAAUUAUCAUUAUAACACUAAUACGAUGGAUUGAAAGAAGAAGUUCAAUAAUAUAUCGAGAAAAUUGAACAGAUGCAAAUUCAAUUAUUUCAAAAUUAAUAGAAUCAAUCCAGUAUCUAUGAGGAGAAGGAUUAGAAUAUCUAAAAACUAGAUUCAGAUUUGUAGAAAUAAAUUGAAUACAAUUCUUAAUUGAGAUUGCAAUUAGAAUAAAUUCAUGUGGAAAUUUAUCAAAAUAAUUAGUCAUUCUAGGCUGAAACUAAUCAAUUAAAUGCUUAAAUUGAAUAGUAGCAAUUAGAAAUUAAUAGGUUGUCAGAAUAUGUCUAAAAAUUAGAGGAUGAAAAUAUCAAUAUCAAAUAAAAUAAUGACUUCAAAAGAGAAUACGAUCAGUUGACAUAACAAUAUUCUAAUCUCAAAACUUAAUAUCAGCAUUUAGAAUAAGAACUGAAAUCAUUACAAACUGAAAAUUAAUACAAUUUGAGUGUGAUAGAAAAUCUGGAAAUGUCAAUUAAAUCCUUCGAAUUAUUUGAAGAUAAUUGGAAACAAGAAAAUUAAUUAUACAGAAAUACUAUUUUAGAAUUGCAAGAGUAAUUAAAUUAAAAAUAAGAAAUAUUCCUGCAUAUUCAAAAGUCAUUCAAAUUAGAUAACUGCGAAAACAUUAUUAAUGAAUUGAACAAUAAAACCAACCAACUCCAUAGAAAUGAAUAGAAAUUAAGAUAAGAAAUCUCAUAAUUGAAGUCAGAAUAGUAAUUGUACAUCUAAAAAUUACAAAUAAGAGAUUAAACUAUAUCUGAUUUGUAAAAUGAAUUAUAAGAUUUACAAAAGACUCAUAGAUCAAGUGAAGUGCAAAAGUAAAUUGAAUAAAAUGAAAAAACAUAAAGUCAAAGGUAAUUGGAAUAAAAGAUUGCAACCUUGAAAUUAGAAUAUGAUAAAAUUAACAAAUCUAAAAAUGCUCUAUUAGUGGAGUAUACUAAAUUAGAGAACAAUCAAAAGGAAUUUGAAUCAUUUUUAUUAAUCCUCGAAAAGAAACUCUAAGAUUAUGUGUCCAAUACAUUUAGAAAAAAUAGAGUCAUGAGUUAAGAGUAAUAGAUAUUAUAUUUGAAAACAACUCAAAUCAAGUAAUCCAAAUUUGUAAUCAUUGAGGCUCUAGUUGACAUAGUCAUUGUAAUUUAUAUCAUAAUAAUUUUAGCUAGAUACAAUUGAUAGGUAAAUAAGAACCUUUUCCCAAAUAAGAAUAAAUUGAUUAAUGUUUUAUACUAACUAAUUUUUACAAUAUUAUUAACAUUCUACUUUAUUUCAAUUAAUAUCUUUAUAUUCCAUAUAUAAAGAACCAAAAAUAGAAAGGAAAUGUUAUGAAAAAUAUAAUUAGUAUAAUUAAAUAUUAAUUCGCAACAAAAAAGAUAAUUGGGUUGGGAAGCCCAUUGUUAGAUAUUUAAGCUGAAGUAUCAUUGCAAUUCCUAGAAAAAUAUGGAUUAAAAUUAAAUAAUACAUAUUUUGCAGAGAAAAAGCAUAUUGAAUUAUAUGAAGAAUUGAUCAAAAUUCCAUCUCAUUCUCACGUUCCUGGUGGUAUGCUAAUUUUCUUAAUCGUAGGGUCUGCUUUGAAUACUAUUAGAUUGGCUAGAUGGAUGGCAUAGGCUGAAAAGGAUUAAGUGAAAUUUAUCGGAUGCGUGGGAAAAUAGGAUAAAUUUGCAUAAAUGCUGAUUGAAACAACAAACCAAGAUGGAGUUACAGCUUUAUUUGAUGAACAAUCAUAUCCAACUGGGAAAUGUGCUGUUCUCUUAUGUAAUAAGGACAGGUAGUAAAAUCAAUAUGUUUAGAUGCCUGGUACCUCUGAUAGGAGCAUCUGCUCAUUUGAGUUAAGAAUUUGUUGAAAAGCACAUAGAGGAGGUUAAAACAGCAGCUGUAUUAUUUUGUGAGGUUUAUUUCCUAUAUCCGAGAGCUGAAUUAACAAAAUAUGUCUUCAAAGUUGCAUAAGAAAGUAAUGUACAUACUUGUCUUUCAUUGUCCAGUGUAAAUGCAGUGAAUGAUAGAUUUAAUGAAAUAUUAGCAGUCUUGCCUUAUGUUGAUUAUUUAUUUGGAAAUGAGGAAGAAGUAGGAUAAUUUGGAAAAAAUUUUGGCUGUAGAUUUGGCCUAUAGGAAUCUAUGCUAAGAAUUGCAGAGUUUAGCAAAGUAGGUCCUAAAGAUAGAGUGGUUGUCUGUACACAAGGUCACAAACCUACAUUAAUUGCUAAGAAAAACGAGCUUCUAAAUAUUUAAGUAGAAUCAGUAGAUCCUUAAAAGAUAGUCGAUACCAAUAGUGCGGGGGACUCAUUUUGUGGAGGGUAUUUUAUAUUAAUAUAUCAAAGGUUUAUAGCAGAAUUGUUAAAUGGGGCUGAUUUAAUUAAAUGUGUAAGAGCCGGAAAUUAUUCUGCAGCUUAAACUAUUUAGCAUGAAGGUAGCACUAUACCAAAGUAUCAACCUGAUAGAAGCUGGUGACAAGGAG
Paramecium octaurelia is the source of this 3988-nucleotide messenger RNA. Lineage: Eukaryota; Ciliophora; Oligohymenophorea; Peniculida; Parameciidae. The record is from the annotation of a GenBank genome assembly.